Molecule: messenger RNA, 2627 nt
Organism: Mizuhopecten yessoensis (Yesso scallop)
Lineage: Eukaryota; Metazoa; Mollusca; Bivalvia; Pectinida; Pectinidae
Product: parathyroid hormone/parathyroid hormone-related peptide receptor-like
Exons: 13
Coding region: 287-1864 (525 amino acids)
Biological process (GO): cell surface receptor signaling pathway; adenylate cyclase-modulating G protein-coupled receptor signaling pathway
Cellular component (GO): plasma membrane
Molecular function (GO): G protein-coupled peptide receptor activity; peptide hormone binding
Source: RefSeq, a predicted model, not a curated record
GCCCGCUCUUAUGGAGCCGUGGUCAUGUGAUUUGCCAUCAGAAGUUGGAGUUGCGAUACCUGAAGUCUUAUCAAUUUGAUAUUUAAUGCGAAAAAGGCUGUUCGCCACUAUCAGUCCCCAGUCUAUGUGAAACUGCCUUCUAUCUUCAUUACUUAGGCCGAGUUCUAAGCUGCCAGUCUGUGGAGGAACCAGCGAUGGCGUGGACUUGUUGAAUUGCAUACUAUUCACAACAUAUUAUUUGGGAUUUAUAUAUAUUUCAAAAUAGAAUAUUUCUGCAACACCAGAAAUGAUGGAUCAGAACGUGACCGGAAACUACACUGUGACAACCGUUACACAUUCCAUCAACACGCACAGAGAACAGAGACUCCGUCUGUCACAGGCUGAAGCCGACUGUUUUGAUAUAAUAGACAACAAUGAGACUUACCGAAACCCUACCGGAGGUCUAUUCUGUGAUAAAACUUGGGAUGACGUUAUGUGCUGGAAUGCCACUCCCGCCGGAACUGUCGCACAACAGCGGUGUGCCAACUACAUCGACGGGUUCAUGAAGUCGGCAUAUGCCAGCAGAUAUUGUACAGAAAAUGGAACAUGGUUUAUCAACCCAAAGACAAACCAGACGUGGUCGGAUUACACACCGUGCGUCCCUCUAAAAGGGCUGACUACAAUUGGCGAGCACCUGCCUAGGAUCCGACUUAUGUACAACAUUGGUUAUGGUGUUUCUCUGUGCUCCCUGGUCAUAGCUGUCUUUAUAAUGCUGUGUUGCAGACGACUGAACUCCAAGAGCAAUACCCUCCACAUCAACCUGUUCCUUGCCUUCAUUUUCCGUGCCUUUAUGUCGUUUCUGAAGGACAGCUUAUUUGUGGAAGGGCUUGGAUUGGAGAAGGACAUCAUCCGGGGAGAGGAAGGCAUUAUGUUCAGGAGUGAUGGAAUGCACUGGGAGUGUAAACUGCUGUUCACACUGUUUGUGUACGGGGUGCUGGCUAGUAGUAUGUGGAUCUUCAUGGAGGCUUUGUAUUUACAUGUCCUUGUGUACAGGACUCUCUUCACGGAACGACACGGCGUCAAAAUGUACAUCGUCCUCGGCUGGAUACUUCCAGUGGUCUUUCUCAUACCGUGGGUCAUCGUACGAAUCAACUUCGAAGACUUACUAUGCUGGAAUACCAGUCCUACAAAGGAGUUUAUGUGGAUAAUCACCGGCCCAGUUAUCCUCACGACUGUGAUUAAUUUCAUUUUCUUCAUAAACAUAGUGCGGGUUUUAUUUACUCGAGUAAGGACUAAUAGAAACGUAUCUGGAGCGCGGAAAAUAAGAAAACUUGCCAAGUUCAUUGGAGUGCUGAUCCCACUGUUCGGAGUGUGUUACAUAGUGUUUGCCGUCCUGUUUAGAGUAGAACUGGAUGAAGACCUAGAUAUACCGUAUUUAUAUGGCGAAAUGUUCUAUAACUCCUUCCAGGGAUUUAUUUUAGCUAUACUGUUUUGCUUUCUGAACGAAGAGGUUCAUCUCGAGCUCCAGCGGUUCUGGCACAGGUAUGCACUCGGACGCCAUGACAGUUAUAUUUACACGAGAACCGCUUUCAUGUCAUCCUGGCGACAUGGAUCUCAAGUAUCGCGUAUUCCCUCUAAUAAUGGUCAAACCAGUGACACUUCGGUCAAUGGCCGGCUGUUGUGGUCAUCACGAAAAAGCAGUAACUACAACGCAGCCAAAAAGGGACCUAAAAACUAUAAUACAAGAACGUCAUGGAAACGAGACAAUACUUUGGACUCAAACGGAUCCUUGAGAACCCGACCCGGAGAGACGGAUAGUAAAACUAGCUACUUAGGACUACCACAGAGAGAAUCGAGCAGGCAGGAGUUCAUUGAAAUGAGGUGAAAGGAUAUUCGUGGGGCCCUACGGAUAAAUAUGUGUGUAGCCAAACAGCAUAUAUGGACAUCCAUCGCCUGCUGUUAAAUUGAACCGUAAUUAGAUGAUCGUGCAGUGCUAACAUCGCCGGAUCUUUAGCAUGCGUACUACUUUAACGAAGAUAUAAAUAUAUUGACAUGCAUGUAUUUCCGUAAUGUUCAAAUUAAUCGGGAACUGAACUAAAACAGGAUAGCUGCCUGUCAAUUAACUUCAUAUGGUAAACGUAAUAUUGUGAUAAAUGUGUACAUUUCCAAUCACAAGGUUGGUACAGCAAUAUCGCUUCCUCAUUGGACAUCUACAUUUCAACGAACUCAUACUGCUUGGGUAAUUUAUCAUCAUCCCAAUGUCUUACAUGAUAAGUAGGGGGAGGCAAGCAGCCAGUUGUGUGUUUUUGACUAAUGACUGGAAUUAAGACGUUAUCUAUUUCUAAGUAGGAUAUAAUUGAAAUACACGGAAUCUGGUAUGAGUUGCGUAAGUAGCUAUGCUGUAGAAAAAAAUACAAAUUAACUAUUGUGAUUAUGUGAGAACUGCGUUGCGCCAUUGAUAUAUUAAGUAUGGUUGGAUGAGAAUAAAUUGAACUGAUUAUUAAACAAUAGUACAAUAGAACAAUAACUUUUGUUCGCUUCUGUAAGACGGCUGUGUCAACAUCUGACUGGCAUUAGAAUGAUAUCAUUUAUGUAUGUGUAAUUUGUAUCAUAUAUAUUAUUAUGUAAAUGAACGUUUGUUUAUCUAA